This is a messenger RNA of Spodoptera exigua (beet armyworm), 7614 nucleotides long. The record is from the annotation of a GenBank genome assembly. NCBI's taxonomy places the organism in Eukaryota, Metazoa, Arthropoda, Insecta, Lepidoptera, Noctuidae.
AUGAGUAUCAAGCUAAUUCCUGUUCUUCUAAUCAUCAAAUUGGGGCUCUUGAGAUGUUCCAUAGUGAUCGACAAUUGGUCCCAGAAAUCUAUAAUUGUCUCUGACUACUGCCCAGCCUUUCCAUACUGCAGAGAGGGAGCUCAUACCAUGUGCGUGCAUUAUAAUCCUAAUCAAGUCAUGGGUCCAAAAUGCAGAAAUGGUCAAAAUAUCACGAUCACUGAACAGUUGGCUACACAACUGUUGGAUAUUACUAAUGCUAUAAGAAGCAAAAUUGCGAAUGGUAAAGAAAAAGGCAAGAAUGGCGUGUUGCUGCCGCGGGGGUAUGGAAUAUUUCGACUGCAAUGGGACAAUGAACUUGCAACCUUCGCACAAGUGCUGGCCAACCAAUGCACCCUGCGACAUGAUUUUUGUCGAUCCACCAAAAGGUUCCCAGACCCCGGACAAACGGUGGGUCUCGUGAGAUUUUCGUACCCAGACUGGAAAAUCAUGGCCAAAAAGCAGGAUACACCUGGUUUAACCGAAGCCAAAAUGUCCUAUGCCAUCACAGUGUCUCUCAAGAACUGGUAUAUGCAAAAAGUUGAUGUCACCGAACAAAUGGUGAAGGUAUAUCCUGAUUAUAGUUUAACAUCCACCCCAGGAACACCAGGCCGUCUUUACUUGGAGACAAUAAAUGGUGGAACUACACACAUGGGCUGCGGUUUAUCAGCAUUCUCCGACUUUGUCUUUAAAAACACAAGCCAGAUUAAAAAUAUAUACAAUAGUAUUAUAGUAGUAUGCAAUUAUUCUGCCAGACCCCAAAGAGGAGGUGAAUCGUAUACAACUGAGCCACCAGCCCCAGGCCUAGGAUACAGCCCCAAAUGCGGUUGCCCCCCAGGGUCUACAGAAGAUCAGGAUUGCCUCUGCAAUUUAGAACCGAAGACCCCUGAACAAAAACCACCGAAAAAAUGCAACAGCCUAGAUGGCAAGGGAUGCGAGCCAACCUUGGUUCUACUACCAAUAUUCACGAUAGAAGACGCACCCGAUGACUUAUUAUUUCAACGUGCCGAAAGUAUCAAAGACCCGUUAAAGGAUUUUAUAAUUCAAAGCAUGUACAGAGCGCCAGUAGCACCACCAAUGCUAUCACCAACGGAAGAACCUCCUUUCUCUCUUCCUACUCGACCGGCACUCCCGCCGAGAAAACCACCACCACCGCCCCCACUACCGCCUCCUCCGCCACCACCUCUACGUCCUGCUCAUAUCUACCACCAGAAUCGUGCGCCACCCCCAAUCCCACCACGACCACCACCGCGAAAGCCAUUUCACAUUCGUACUCCGCCAAAACAUGCCUACACUCCAGCUCUAAGGGCGAAUAAUAAUCAUCAUCAUGAUCUGGUACAUUCUGACGAUGAGCUCGAACCACCGAAGAUAGGACCACCCCCAAUACCGCCGAGAAAAUCCCGCAAACAAGUGACAAAGAAAUCUAGUAUAUUCACAAAAGCAGCACAAUUCAAGUUACCAGGCAGCACAAACAUGGUGUCCCCAUUUGUAACGGCAAAGAAAGAUGUACUCCCGCGAAAAGAUUUUUCAAAUUUAAAUAAAAAAGUCGAUGAAUAUCUUCAACGUCAACGGUUUUCAUUCAGAAGGAAUGAUGUUCAUCCAAAAACUGUUACUCCUCAUUUAGAAUCACCACACACCGAUGCACACGUGAAUGAAAUUACAACAGAAACAAUUUUGAAGACUGCUGAAGAAGAAGUCAUGAACUUAAAUCAGUACUUAAAGGAAAAAAAGUACUUAAAAGAAAAUCUGGAUAAUCGGACCUUAGAUAUGGUACUCAAAGAUGAAAAUGACAAAGACAACAAGCUUCUAUCUCUGCUCAAUACUUUGGAAAAAGAAGUGAAACAUGUAGCUCUUGACGGCAACGAAAAAGAAUUAUUUGAUGCAAAAAUUAGAAGAAUCUAUGGGUCUAUCGUAGGCGCCACUGAUACAACAUUAGUUCCAAUUGUUACCACCAACCCUUAUGAUUCAGACAAUGGUGAAAUCGAUAUUGGCAACUUAAAAAGUGCUGGAAAUCAUGGACUUGUUAACUUAACUGACGACGAAAAACAUCCACGUUUUAUAAAUAAAAAUGGUGAGCAUCUCGAAGAAGAUAUACAAAGGGGUCACACAAAGAAUUAUGACUACUUAGUCCACUCAAGGAAAGAAAAAUUAAAAAAUGAUUUGGAACUUAAAAAGUAUAUUAAAAACUUAGAUGAAAAUAUCUUCAGUGAUACAGAAGGUAAACAUGAUGUUUACGAUCAUAACAAAUAUCAUAACAGUUACGGUCACAAAUAUGAAUCCGACGUGGAUCAAAAAUACAUUGACGACUUUGAAAAUAAGUAUAGCGAAAUUCUUGACCGUAACAAAUUCAGUGAUAACAAUUUAGAUCUCAAAUUUGACGCAAAACAUAAACAUUUUGAAAAUGACCGAAAGUAUCACUACGAUGAUAAUUUGGACCAUAAAUAUGAGGAAGCAUUACCACUUCAUAGGAAUACUCUAAAGUACGAAAAUAAAGAUUUCAAUGAAUUCAGGGAAGUAAAACAUAAUUCCUUAACUUCAAUAGAAGAUAAUGCAAUCAAACAUAGCAAUUUGAUGAAAUUUAAGAACGGAGAAUUAGUAAAAAGUAUCCUUGAUAAUGUAGACAGAGAAGGGCACAGAAGCAACGACCCCGAGAAAAGACAUAGAGAUAAAAUAGAUAUCAAAAGAAAUAAAAUCUAUCAUUACCGCAACGAUGAAGUAAACGAACCGUUAAGUAUAGAACGAAGAAAAUAUUAUCAAGAGAAACUUGAAAAUAUAGAAAAAAGGCUUCGUUCAAGUUCAAGAAAUGGUAGACGAAAGAAUGAUAUUCAGAUCAUACAGUUUGUGCAGAUCCUCGCUGUAGUAAGAUGCUCACAAGUAAUUGACUCAAGGUCACAGAACGCGUUGUAUGUCGCCAACUAUUGUCCAGCCUUAAAACACUGUCUAGAAGGCACCCAUGUUAUGUGCAUGUAUUACAACCCCGACCGAACAAUGGGCCCUCUAUGCAGGAACUACGUCACGAUCACAAUCACCCCACAAAUGGUGCGACAAAUACUUAAAGAAGUUAAUGAGAUAAGAAUAAGAGUUGCGUCAGGCAAGGAGACUGGAAAAGAUGGGCGUCCUCUACCAAGAGCAUAUGGGAUGAUGAAAAUGUUCUGGGACAGUGAACUGGCGACGUUGGCUCAAGUGCUAGCUGAUAAAUGCAUGGGACUGAGAGAAGACGAAUGCAGAGCUACUGACACAUUCCCGAAUCCAAGUCAAAUAAUAACCCUGGUUAACUUCAAAGUACCAAACUGGGAUUAUUUGAGCCGUAACACGACCACACGCGGUUUAAAUAAAGAGAAGAUCAGUUUUGCCAUAGAAAAGGCCAUGAGGUCUUUACACGCAGUCAAGAAGCUUGUCACUCCAAAUAAUGUUUAUGACUGUCCUGCUUUAGAGUCAAUUCCAGACAUGGGGACUAGGAGUUACCUAAAACUAAUCCGUGGCAAAGCAACGCAUAUUGGAUGCGGCAUAUCAGCGUAUAGAAGAUACCAGAUUUCAGCUACUGGCGCACAAAAUAUUUAUAAUAGCAUCCAACUAGUAUGUAAUAUAUCUGAUGAACCUCAAAAGUCGCAGCAAAUUUACACCACAGACCCACCAAUACCAGGCACUGGUUUCUCGGACACCUGCGGCUGCCCUCACGGAUACAGGGAAACCACUGGCUGCCUCUGUGAAAGAAAUCCACGCUCAUAUAGUAGAGGGCGUGAAGACAAACAUAAAUAUGAACUGCCAGAAAUUAAUGAAGUGCAGACAACACUAACUGAUGGGCCAAUUAAUGAUCCUGUUGGCCCAUUCGCGGAAGAAAAGCCUAAAGUAGCCAUACUACCAAUAUUUGAAAUACAAGAUGUGCCUCCUAACUCUUAUGAACCAGAGAACGAUGUUGAAUAUCAAUUCCAUAGAAGCUUUGGAAACCGAAGUUUCUUCCCAGAUGAGCAUUCAAUGGAAGAAAACGAAAUUUCAAACGAAAUUGCCUAUAAAGAGAUUUCAAAUGAUAUCAACAAACUUCAUAAAAUUUUUCGCACUAAUCGUCUUCAUAAUAUGCCAAAUAAGGUCCCCAAAAAAGAAUUUGAAGUGCAUGAUGUAAUGAUCAGUGAGGAAUUAAAACCAGAAAGAUAUGAUAUAUACAACAGGUUGGAAAAUAACAUUGAUUCUUAUACAGAAAAUGAAGAUAAGGAUAGCGAUAGAAAAUUUCUUUCAAUCCUAGACCACUUAGAAAAAGCAGUCCAAGAUAUAGAACUCGAAGGUGACGCACGAGAUUUAUUUGACAUCAAGAUGAGAAAAAUAUACGAAGCUGGACUAAAAUUGAAAAAUCAAAAUGUGAAAACUAAAACUGAUGUGUCUUUAGAUAAAAUAAAACAGUUAGAAAUGGAAAAACACUUACACAAAGUUAGGAAUUACAUGCAGCAUAAAAUGAAUUCUCGCGAUGGGGACAGUCAUAUGGACGAACGUAGACAUUGGGCCAGAGAUAGAAAAAUAAACGAACAUACACUUGAAGAUAAAGAUAUGAAUGCUAUGUCUGACAAUGACGCAGAACAGAAAGAAACAGAAAGCGAUGAAAUCUAUAAAAUAAUUGAUGAAAAAUUGAUCGACAUAUUGAACAAAAAAUUUAGUAAUCAGAAAUAUAUGAACGAUGGAAGAAAGUACAGUGAUGAAAAAAGUUACUAUAAUGAGAGGUUAGACGAAAUUGAAGACAAUACCCUCCCCCCUGCUAGAAAACAAGAGAAUAUUAAUAGGUACGAAAAUAAAGUACAAGAAUUUAAAACAGGAAACGAUGUUCCAGAAAAUUUGUUUCAUAAAAAGCAUUCAGUGUCUGAUCAUAAUAAUAAAAUGGACGUUAUUAAAAAACUGAACGAGGAACUUCUAUUAAAGCACCGUGGAGAAUUGAAACAAAGUGUGCAUUCGUAUGAUCAUACUGAUAAACCUAUUGGUAUAAGGCCGACGACUCAUCAAAAGAAAAUGAUGAAAAAGACUCGAAAAUUACAUAAACCCUCGGCGAAUAGGCGAGUUUUCACAGUCAUACGAAACCUGGGCAUUCUGGCGCUUAGCAUUCUGCGCGCGCCUCAAAGAGCUAACAGACGAACACAGAUGGGACCCAAUAGGGCUUCCAUUCAGCCGGGGUCGCGGAACAAGCGCAAUAAUGCAUCGUGGCCUCAGCCUGAAGCAGGUGCUUUCUGGACCUUCAUCACCACUCGAGCACUUGUCCACGCUACGUCUUUCCGACUAAUUCUUAGAGCACCCUUCUGGCCCAUAGGCUGUCUGUCCUUCAAGCAAUGUGUGCCUGAAGAUCAGCUGGGGCUGCGAGUGCAGAAAUGGGAUGAAGAAUUGGCGACGUUAGCUAAAGUACUGGCCAAUCAAUGUAUGGGAGGAAGAGAGGACACGUGCAGAGCAACAGAAAAAUUCCCGAAUCCAAGUCAGAGUAUUGCCAUAAUACACUUUAAGUAUCCAAACUGGGAGUACAUAAGGCACAACAACAACAACACUGGAAAAGGUUUGAACGAAGAAAAACUAAUGUUUUCUAUGGAACGGUUUUUAAAAUCUGCCCAUAUCUUGAAGAAAGCCGUGACAAAGGAUAUCAUUGUGGAAUGUCCUCCGUAUAAUGACUUACCAGAUCUGAAUUUGAAAUACUAUCUCAAAUUAAUACGAGGUGGAGCUACACACAUUGGUUGUGGUAUCUCUGCGUAUUCCAAAUACAAAGUUGAUGGCCAAACUGAAUCUAUUCAAAACAGUGUACAAGUUGUAUGCAAUAUCUCAGAAGGUCCUCAAUCUGGUGAGCCUGUCUACAAUACUGAUCCUCCAAUACCUGGUCAGGGUCUUACAAAGCGCUGUGGCUGUCCAAAAGGAUACAAGGAAACGAGGAACUGUCUUUGUGAAAAAGUAUCAGACGAAUGGAUAAAUCAUAAUCACAAAACAAUAACGUUUCGCCCUCACUGGGAUUUGAAAAAACACGGCUUUGCAGAAGAUACCACGAAACCGAACUAUAGCAAAAGUAAAAGUGUUGAAAACCUAACUGUUGAAGAUAAUAAUGAUAAAUUCGAAGUGAAAAUGACGGAUCAUCCCUCUUCUGUAAUUAAAUCCAGCAAGAUCAAGGGAAUGGCUAGCAAAAAUAAUGAAAUGCAUAGCCCAAGAAACAAAAAUGUAAAAAUAAUCAAUAGGAAGAAUUUAGAUGAUAUCAAACCAAAUCACAUGAUUAGAAAAAUGGCUGAUGAUUCUAAUGAAUCACUGCAACAGAUAAUAACAAAACCAACAGUAACAAAGAAGAAAUACUUAAGGCCAAAACCAAAUGUUAAGAAAAACAUAAGCUUUAAAAAACAACCUAGUAUCUUAGACAUUUCUGAAUCCAACAGAAGCAAACUUGAAAAGAAAAAGCCUUUAUCUAGCGUUACAGAUGAUGAAUUUUCGUACAAUAUCUUUGAAGAAGUUACAAACGAAAAUCCUUUAAACAAAGCAGAAAACAAUUUUGUUGUCAACUAUCAGAAUAAAAAUCAAAACUUACAUAAAAGUGAUGGGCUAAUGGUUAAAGAAAAGAAAGAUGACAAACGGCUACAAAAUGUAUUAAAUAUGUUAGAAUAUGAAGUGAAAAAUAUUGAUUUUGAUACCAAUCUAAAACAUUUCUUUGAUACAAAAAUGAAACAAAUUUAUAAAUUAGCUGUAAAUAAAGCUAAAGAAUCUACAUCCAUGAAAUCACCAUUUAAAAAACCAACAGUAAAAGCAGACAAGAUUUUGAGAGAUACAAAAUUAUAUUCUGACAAUAACAAUAAUAUUAACAAUGAAAAUGAACAAGUGGGGACCAAAACGAUCAAAGAUUAUCAUAAUAGAGAACAAAAAGCUAUAGCAGAUGAAACGUUCACACGCAGUCAAAUUGAUGGAAUCGACAAUAUGGACCGUAACUAUGAUGACGUAGAACACAUGUAUGAAGAAACUCCAAUCGAAAUGCAAGAACAUAUUCAAAGUGCAAUUGACAAUGGUUACGAAGAUAUGCCUGUUAUUGAUUCAAAUACAAGAAAUGUUUAUAAAAUAAGUCAAAAUCAAGGGCAGAAGAGAUACCCAAACAAUGAUUUUAAAUACAAUGAUAUCUUAAAUGACAAAUAUUCCGUAGAUCGCCAAUACGAAGACAAUCCAAUAAAGUAUGAAAUCAGAAAUCAACAAACUCUAUUAACUAAUAACAGUAGUUCUGACAUUAUAAAUAAACUAUCACCAAUGUCAAUUAGUUUUAAAAACUCUGAUAACUUUGAUGAAACCAUCGAUGAAAUAAGGCCGAAUGAAUCAUCGGAAAUGGCAAAUUCUGGAAGGCAAGAUGGGCGGGAGAGAAAAAAUAUUAAAAUAUCAAUUUUCGAAAAUGAGAGACCUUUAGCCGAAGAGUAUGAUCUUAAUAUGUUUGAAAGAAGAGCUAAACUCCAAGAUAAUGAGCCACAAUUUACUCGUUCGCAACAAUUGCAAUUCGAUCGACAAACCCAAACAUUGGAAGCAAAAGAUAAGGACGAUCAAGGCUUCAUUAAUUUAUUCAACAACCAGGACUCUUUAAACAAGAAUGAUCGGGUAUGA